AUGCCAUCGGCUGCUGCAAAUCAUGCCGCGAGGUCCGACUUCACAUCUCAAGGAGAGGAAAAUGCAAAUACCAUCGUCAGCAAAAUGGACGGCGUUGUCAGGAAAGCAAGUAAUGCUGUCACCGGAGCUACGGCGCGAAGUCCAAGUACAGAUUCAGUCGACGAUAAACCACCGAUAGCAAUGAAGGGGAAACAGCCGGAUAAACAUAGUAUGGACUAUGUCCUCCGUUCUUUUGUCGCGGGAGGUCUCGCAGGGUGUGCUGCCAAGACUACCGUCGCUCCUCUCGAUCGAGUCAAGAUCCUCUUCCAGACCAGCAAUCCGCAGUUCGCAAAGUAUCAGGGUUCGUGGGCCGGCUUCGGGAUAGCGAUACGCGACAUAUACGCCCGUGAUGGAGUCCCAGGACUAUUUCGCGGACACUCAGCGACCCUCCUAAAAAUAUAUCCUUACGCUGCUGUAAAAUUUGUUGCCUACGAGCAAUAUCGCGCCUUAAUCAUUGGUUCAAAUCGCAAAAAUGAAACGUGGUUACGACGAUUCUCUUCCGGUGCGAUGGCCGGUGUGACAUCGGUCUUCCUCACAUAUCCUUUAGAGAUCCUUCGCGUGCGGAUGGCAUUUGAGACGAAGGCUACGCGACCGUCGCUUGUCGACAUCUGCAAGAAGAUUUAUCACGAGCACCCCCUAUCGAAGCCACCUCUUGUGAAUGCGGGGGUCGGGUCAGGUGUCACAGGAAAUAUAGCCACGGCCACAGCAGCAACAGCGCAAUCUGUAACUCCUCGUUCUGGCCUGGUUAACUUUUAUAGGGGGUUUUCUACAACUCUCUUGGGUAUGGUACCGUACGCCGGCGUGUCAUUUUUAACUCAUGACACCGUGAGCGAUCUCUUCCGUCUGCCAUCGAUUCGAAAAUAUACUACCCUUGCUAAACCUGCCAAUGCUCCUGCCGAUAAGCCUGCACCGCUCCAAGCAUGGGCUGAGUUGAUAGCCGGAGGACUUGCGGGUGUUGUAUCACAAACCGUGUCUUACCCGCUGGAGGUGAUUAGACGGCGACAACAAGUUAGCGGGGCAGUGGGGGAUGGUCGCCGCUUGCGAAUAGGUCAGACGGCGAGUAUGAUCUUUAGAGAACGAGGGAUCCUCGGGUUCUUCGUCGGAUUAUCGAUUGGUUAUGUGAAGGUAUUACCUAUGGGUGCCGUAAGCUUCUAUACGUGGGAACGGUUGAAGAUACUAUUCAACAUCUAA
Messenger RNA from Daldinia childiae, 1230 nucleotides. RefSeq names its product Mitochondrial carrier protein LEU5. The coding region runs from base 1 to 1230 and encodes 409 amino acids. The record is from RefSeq and is a predicted model, not a curated record. Gene Ontology annotation, cellular component: mitochondrial inner membrane. The transcript has 2 exons. NCBI's taxonomy places the organism in Eukaryota, Fungi, Ascomycota, Sordariomycetes, Xylariales, Hypoxylaceae. Gene Ontology annotation, biological process: transmembrane transport.